GUGUUGAGCUCUCCAAGCGGCUGGAUGCUACCUAGUAUUUCCGUAAACCCAAUCAAACUGCUCUCUAUUGGCGCCAUAAGAGCGGAAGAGGGGUUGUCGGCAUUUUGCACCUUGCUCAGCGAAGCUCGUCACUUCCGUGUCGGUUGCGUACCUCUAUUAACGAUGGAGUUUGACAACAUAUCACAAGUUUUGACAGCUAUCCUCACCACACUGCUCAACAUAGAUCACCGGCGAUGUCAGGUCUAGAAGUUGCAGGUCUCAUUCUGGGAGUACUGCCCAUUGCGGUUAAGACAUUGCAAACCUACAAAAAGGCCCUAUCCUCCUAUAGGAACGCCGUGCGAUUCAUCCAUGCCCUCGAGUCGGAUUUGACGAACGAGCAUUGCAUUUUGACAUGCACUUGUGAAUUGCUUCUUCAGGGCAUCGCGCCCAUCUCCAAGGUUGACAUAAUGUUGAAGGAUCCUUUUGGCCACGAAUGGAAGGGAGAGCAGUUCAAUCGAGCACUUCGUCUUCGGCUGGGACAGUCGUAUUCGUCCAUCGAAAGUGGAAUACAGAAUCUAAAGGAACUGGUAGACGAGCUGGUAAUAAAGCUAGGACUUGGCCCAGACCUCAAGUGUUCACUCUUUACGAAAGAGGACAUCUAUUCCGAGAUCAAGAAAAAGACUGCUUUUACUCUCAAGAAGGAAGAUUAUGACACGGUUCUUGCCAGAAUCCAAUCGACAAACUCAAGCCUCUACAGGCUUGUCGAUCUCAACAAAGGGCUAGAGCCUCACCGACGGUAUCGCUCUCAGUGGCGCUUCACCCAGCUAUUGCGAGAUAUUUCACAAAGCCUGUCCAAUGCUCUCGAUGGAGCUACAGCAGCCUGCUGUGCAAGACCCCACGAUGCAUGCUUCAAGCUCAACCCAAGACCUUUGGAGAUGGAUCCCGGCAGUACUGAGAAUGAAAUGGCCAAGGAUCUGGAUUUUUCAGUGUCGUUGGAGCUGUAUACAAAUGGCUCAAUAUCAGUUGGGUCUACGGCAGAACCAUCGCGCUGGCAUAAUCUCUCGAUUAGUAUCGUCAGUCUCGGUAGUCGUAAAGCCGACGACCACGUACCAAGAACACUCAGCCUUCGCCCAUCAUCAACUAAGCCUGCGAGACAGUUAUCACACAAAACUGGGCAAUCAAAAACAGCCGAACGACCCCCGGAGGGUUCGAAUAGGCGAGGAUCUCAGUCACUCCUAGGACAUGCUUUGCAGAGUAUAGAAAGUAAGGGAAAGGCAGUCAAUGCGAUGAUCAAAGGUUCUUUGGAUAUGAUCAUCGAGCCUAAAGGUAAACAACAGGCUGUGGGCUGCUUCAAGACAUUGGCGCCGAAUUCUGUUGAUGGAAUAUGUCAGCUCAUUCGAAGGCAUGAGAAAUAUCCUGCUACGGACAGUGGGCGGGUUUUUUAUGGAAAUAUCGUGGAUCGUGAAGAUCCUGAGCGCCGGUUCGGACUGUACGCGCCAACGCCGCUGAUGUCGAAAGGCCAACACAUACCCGAGGCUCCCUUUAUUCUUCGCUGGCAACCGGGCGAUUUACCAUCUAGUUUGACCUUGCGUCAACUACUCAACCGCACGCAUGAUGCUCGUCUCCAGCAGGGGAGUAACGGACCUCUGAUUUGGCUAGAGUUCCAAGACCAGCUUCAGCUAGCCGUCAGCAUUGCCGUCAACAUCCUUCACCUCUACAGUAGCCCAUGGCUGCCCAAGAUCAUCACACUCGACGAUAUCUGGUUCCGCCUUGAAGAUGAACCCUUAGACUCCAAUUUUUCAUCUGGGUUUCCUUACCGCCCUUUCAUCAAGAAGUCAAUGCCAUUGUCCGCCGCUUCCUCUGCAAUGCCCGGGACAACUGGGUUCAUGCCAAGAUCCCGAAAAAGAGAGACAACCGUCUUCUCCUUUGGUCUGAUCUUGAUACAGAUUAUGCUCGGACGGGUAAUUGACGAAUUGGACAUGAAGUCAACAUCAGACGAACAGGGUGCUGCUACAUCUGGAGCAGGGCAAUCUACUAGCGACACCGCAAACAACGUCGCAACGAUGAGUUUGGAUGACUACAUGGAGAAACACAAACUUGGUAAGGGAUUCGAGGGCGCGGUUCUCGCAGAAGCGGGACCAGAAUACACCUCGGCUGUAACGCGCUGUCUCGAGAGUUUCAUCAACAUUGAAGGGUUGCAAAGCGAGAAAUUCUGUCAGGAGUUCUAUGUCGAAGUGAUAUCCAUGCUGCAGGAGGCGCUCGACAAGUCCAUGGAAUUAUGAACAAGUAUCUACCUAGGUUAGCACAUAUCAAUAUCAUGGGUUUCAGUCAAAUCGCAGGAAAUUUCGCCUCACCUCUAAAUGAAUUU
Molecule: messenger RNA, 2347 nt
Organism: Neurospora hispaniola
Lineage: Eukaryota; Fungi; Ascomycota; Sordariomycetes; Sordariales; Sordariaceae
Exons: 3
Coding region: 234-2261 (675 amino acids)
Source: RefSeq, a predicted model, not a curated record